Apis dorsata (giant honeybee) is the source of this 211-nucleotide messenger RNA. RefSeq names its product integumentary mucin C.1-like. The transcript has a single exon. The annotation marks the transcript as partial. The record is from RefSeq and is a predicted model, not a curated record. NCBI's taxonomy places the organism in Eukaryota, Metazoa, Arthropoda, Insecta, Hymenoptera, Apidae.
AACACCUAUGCCAGAAACUACAACGGAAAGUCCAACUCCGCCGACCACUACGACUGAAAUUACUCCUACUACAACUGAAGAAACAACCUUAACUACGACAACGUCGCCAGAAACAACAAUAAUACCAACAACUACUACCACAACACCUAUGACAGAAACUACAACGGAAAGUCCAACUCCGCCGACCACUACGACUACUGAAGAAACAACU